UUUCACAAACUAUAUAUACUCCACAACUUUAAUUUCUCAUCACUCAAAGAACAAAAAACUUAUUAAUUUUCCACACCCAAAAUUUUCUUAGCCAAUUUAAUUACGAGUGCAAAACAAGAAUUUUACAAAAAAAAAAAAAAAAAAAAUGUCACAACCUUUUGAAACAUACCCUUAUAAUCCAGUGAUCAAAUCACAGCCGGAAUCUUCCCACUCCGAUGGAUCAUACGCCACCGUUUUCAUCGUGUUGGCCGUGAUCUGCGCCGUCGGCGUGGCCGCUUGCGUUUACGGGUGGCUGUGCAACCGGCCGAGCCACCGCGACGAGGGGGCGGAGAAGCACCACCACCACCAUCCGCCGCCGCCGCCGGCGGCGCUGCCCAAAUCCAAUGGUCAUGAGUUGGGGCCUAAAGAGUGGGAGGCUAAGGAAAAGCCGAGAAUCUCCUUGAGGGAGAGGGCCGACGUCGAAUUCGGGUUCGAUACGAGGUUUCCGCCGGCUAGAGGGGCUGGCUACGGCGGAGGAAUGGCGGAGCCGCCGCAUUUUGGAGGCGGGAGGAGGCCGGAAGUUCGGUUUGCCGAUAAUGUCUAGAGCUUUGAUUUUGUGCAUGCAUGGUGAAUUUUUAUUUUUUAUUUUUUUUAGUUUUAUUUAAAACAAUUGUUUGAGUUUGGUAGAAUUUUUAUUUAUUUAGUUUGGUUUUGAUUUUAUUUUAAUAUUUGGUGCUGUUGAUGCAAUGACAUAAAUUUAUUCUAUUUA
Salvia miltiorrhiza (redroot sage) is the source of this 748-nucleotide messenger RNA. RefSeq lists its product as uncharacterized. The record is from RefSeq and is a predicted model, not a curated record. The transcript has a single exon. NCBI's taxonomy places the organism in Eukaryota, Viridiplantae, Streptophyta, Magnoliopsida, Lamiales, Lamiaceae. The coding region runs from base 146 to 583 and encodes 145 amino acids.